AUGAGAAACAUGAUAUUCUUAGUGAUGUUGGUUUCAACUACUCUUUCAAGUCAUAGAGUUGAUGGAAGUGAUAUUACAUUGAAAGAACAUUUUGAGUUUGAGAGACACCUCAAGCUUAUUAAUAAGCCUCCUAUAAAGAGUAUUCAGACAGAGUUUGGAUACAUAGUAGAUUGUAUUGAUAUUAAAAAUCAAUCUGCUUUUGAUCAUCCUUUGUUAAAAAAUCAUAAAUUACAGAUCCGACCAAGUUUUUACUCAAAAAAGAAAGAAAUAGGUGUGAAUAUUUUACCAACUAAAAUAAGAUUUGAACUUGACCAAAUCGUCUGUCCUAAAGGAUCUGUUCCGAUUAGAAGGACAACAAAAGAAGAUCUCAUUCGAACUAAAUCUUUAUUGAAUAAUAAUAUUUUAGUUAAACGCGCUGCUCAUAAAGCGGAAGUAUAUAUUAAACCUUUAUAUGGUGAAAAUUAUUAUGGAAUAAGUGGAACUACUAGUGUUUAUAAUCCAAAGUGUAGCAUUGCUCAAGCAAGUGCAUCUAAUCUAUAUGUCCGAAAUGGAGAAGGAGACGCUGUUAAUGAAAUUACUGUUGGAUGGCAUGUAUUUCCCCAUAUAAAUGGUAAUGAUCGAACAUUUGCUUAUGCAACAUGGACAUCAGAUAAUUAUGUAAAAACGGGAUGCUAUAAUACGCAAUGUCAAGGUUUUGUCCAAACCCACCGUCAAUAUCACAUUGGUGCACCUGUGCAAAAGACAUCUGUUUACGGUGGAGAGAUGGUAGACAUGCCAAUUAGUAUUGAUCAAGACGAAAAAUCUAAAAAUUGGUGGAUAACAAUUAACGGUAAACCAGUUGGAUAUUAUCCGCAAGCUUUAUUCAGCAACUUGAAAGAAGCUGUUCAAGUGGGAUGGGGUGGGGGGACAAUAGCUAUCGGUGUUCCUAGCCCUCAAAUGGGAUCCGGAUCUUUUCCUGAUGAGAAUUUUGAACAUGCAUGUUAUUUUAAAAACAUUGGAUAUAAAAAUGGAACUAAUUCUCAGUAUUAUGGACCUGAGCAUUAUGCGGCAGAAACUUACCAUGAUGCCCCUGAAUGCUUUGGAGUUGAGUACUAUGACAAACAAAAAAGUCCGUACGGAUAUUCUCUUCAAUUUGGAGGACCGGGUGGCCAAUGUGGAGAUAAUAUAUAG
Vicia faba (fava bean) is the source of this 1170-nucleotide messenger RNA. NCBI's taxonomy places the organism in Eukaryota, Viridiplantae, Streptophyta, Magnoliopsida, Fabales, Fabaceae. The record is from the annotation of a GenBank genome assembly.